Messenger RNA from Cicer arietinum (chickpea), 1871 nucleotides. Its product is annotated as alkane hydroxylase MAH1-like. Gene Ontology annotation, molecular function: iron ion binding; heme binding; oxidoreductase activity, acting on paired donors, with incorporation or reduction of molecular oxygen. The record is from RefSeq and is a predicted model, not a curated record. Lineage: Eukaryota; Viridiplantae; Streptophyta; Magnoliopsida; Fabales; Fabaceae.
UAUUUUUCAUAGAGCUUGUCUCAGUUACGAAACACGUGCACUUUACUCUAAAUACGAUGAACUUUUUUCAGUAUAUUAAUUUAUUUGUAGCAAUUCUGUUUAUCAUAUUCUACUAUAUUUGGAGACAAAAUAGAGAUGUUCUUUUACCAAAUUGGCCAUUUAUUGGCAUGUUACCAGGAAUUGCGCAUAACAUGUCCAAUUUUCAUGAUUUUGUAACAUCAGUGAUGAAACAACACAGAGGAACUUUUCAAUUUAAAGGACCUUGGUUUACAAAUAUUUCUGACUUCAUCGUCACCAGUGAUCCCAUGAAUGUGCAGCACAUCACAAGCAAGAAUUUCAACAACUAUGGGAAAGGAUCUGAUUUCAAAGAGAGUUUUGAGUUUUUUGGUGAUGGUAUUUUCAAUUUAGACUCCAAUGAAUGGAAAACAGAGAGGAAACUACUUCAUUCUUUGCUCACAAGAAAAAGCUUUAAGAUAUUCCAUCAACAAAACAUUCAAAAGAAGCUAGAAAAUUGUCUGAUACCUUUUCUUGAUGAUGCAUCAAGAGAUUUACAAAUAAUUGAUUUACAAGAUACUUUUGAGAGGAUCACCUUUGACAUUGGUUGCACUUUUUUAUUUGGAUUUGAUCCUAAUAGCCUUCAUAAAAAAUUCAACAACUUAUCAAAUAUGGACAGUGUAACAGCUUUUUCUGUAAUUGAGGAUAUUGUUUUGUAUAGGCACCAUACUCCAAAUUUGGUUUGGAAGCUACAAAAAUGGCUACAAAUUGGUCUAGAGAAGAAGGGCAAGGUAGCUAAAGAAAAUAUAGAUCAAUUCUUAUACAAAUGUAUAAGUUAUUCCAAAGGUGACGAAGAAAAAAGAAAAUUAAAAAGCAAUGAAUAUGUGGAUGAAGGCCAAUAUUCUUGCUUGAUAGAAGCAAUAAUGAAUGAAGGCUCAGUAAAGAGAGAAAUGGUUGACAAAUAUCUUAGAGACACUGCAAUCAGUCUCUUGGCUGCAGGAAGUGGGACAGUUAGUUCAGCUCUCAGUUGGUUUUUUUGGCUUAUUUCAAAACAUCCUUUAGUGGAAGCUAAGAUCAUUCAAGAGAUCAAAGAUAAUUGUUUAACAAAGGAUGAGAAUUUUAUCACUAAGUUAGGUGUUAAAGAGUUUGAUAAGCUAGUGUACCUUCAUGGAGCUAUAUGUGAAGCCUUGAGGCUUUAUCCUCCUUUAGGAUAUAACCACAAGUGUGCAAUCAAAUCUGAUAUAUUACCAAAUGGAGAACAUGUUAGUUCCAAUACAAAAGUAAUAUUUUCUAUGUAUGCAAUGGGAAGGAUGGAAGAAAUAUGGGGAGAAAAUUGCUUGGAAUUUAAGCCAGAGAGAUGGAUAUCAGAUAUAGGGCAGAGUAUACAUGUGCCCUCUUACCAGUUCACAGCAUUUAAUGCAGGGCCUAGAAGUUGUCUUGGGAAAGAUAUGAGCAUUAUUCAAAUGAAAAUGGCUGCAGUUACAAUGUUAUGGAAGUUUCACAUACAGGUUGUUGAAGGUCAGUCUAUUACUCCAAGGGUUUCUAUUGUUCUUCGCAUGGAAGAUGGCUUGAAGGUCAAACUCCGUAAAAGAUGCUUUUGAUAAAAGCUUCUGUCAAGUUCAUAUUGAUCAGUGAUACAUGUUGUGUUCAUUGUUUCCUUUAUUUAUUUUCAUGUGUGAGUCUGUCAUAAUUAAAUAAUGUUAUGGUCAAAUUUAUAUUAUGUUAUAGUUGUAUUCGCAAUUAGCACAUUUAUACAGAUCAUUUAGGAAUGGUAUAAAUUAGGACAAUGCCUCUAUGUAUUUUCAUUCGAGUUUUAAAUAAAAUUAAAUGUUCUGAGAAAUUAAGAAUGAUUUCUCUUUAUGCUUUUGAGUCACCUA